Messenger RNA from Pogona vitticeps (central bearded dragon), 2237 nucleotides. Its product is annotated as alcohol dehydrogenase 1B. Gene Ontology annotation, molecular function: zinc ion binding; all-trans-retinol dehydrogenase (NAD+) activity. Lineage: Eukaryota; Metazoa; Chordata; Lepidosauria; Squamata; Agamidae. The record is from RefSeq and is a predicted model, not a curated record. Gene Ontology annotation, cellular component: cytosol. Gene Ontology annotation, biological process: retinol metabolic process; retinoic acid metabolic process.
AAAUUGCAAUUUUUUUAAAAGCCACAGAUAUGCAUAUUUCUUGCAUAUCAUCACAAAAGUGCCCUUCAUCUCACAUCUCCAAGUGAACAACAAAACCUAGCAAAAGAAAGAUACAGGAACACAACAUACGAAGUCAGCAAAACAAGAAACAAGCUAAUCAAGCCACAUCUCAAGAUCUCCAAUUAUGGGGAAAAGGCCCACCUUCCCCACAGUGCCAAAAGCAACAUUGGCAAUGCCACAAACGCCCUCUGUUUCACAUUUAACGGAAUGCAUAUGUUUUGCGUUUAAGCAAUGGGGCCCCUGAAACUUGUCGUGUCAUAGUGCUUCAGCAUGUCUUAAUCCAGCCCAGAGCCAAACACUCCCACGUAACCUAAUCAUAACCAUUCCAUUAUUGAAACUUUUGAAGAGAAGAAAUUGACUCAAGGGGAGUGGCUCGGCUUCUUUGGGUGGGACUCUGUAGGUAUAAUACUCAAUUGAGAGACAAGUUCUGUUGCCAUGACAACUGCUUUCAGAGGAAAGCCUUUUAAAUACCAGAGGGCAAACUAAGGACCUUCCAAAACCACACAGAGACGCAGAUCUGUUCCGAAGACUAGAACCAUGAGCACGGCAGGGAAAGUCAUCAAAUGCAAAGCAGCUGUAGUCUGGGAACCUAAGAAACCAAUCAGCAUUGUGGAAAUAGAAGUGGCUCCACCAAAAGCACAUGAAGUUCGUGUUAAGAUUUUGGCUACUGGAAUCUGCCGCACAGAUGACCAUAUAGUGAGUGGCUCAAUAAAGACGAACUUUCCCGUUAUUCCUGGUCAUGAAGCAACCGGUAUUGUGGAGAGUGUUGGAGAAGGUGUUACCAAUUUGAAGCCAGGGGACAAAGUCAUUCCACUCUUUCUCCCCCAGUGUGGGGAAUGCACUGUUUGCAAAAAUCCUGAAGGCAACCUGUGUGAAAAGAAUGACCUUGGUGUACCUAGAGGAGUAAUGUAUGAUGGCACCAGCCGGUUCACUUACAAAGGGAAGCCAGUUCACAAUUUUUUUAGCACCAGUACCUUCACGGAAUACACUGUCUUGCAUGAAGAUUGUGUGGUCAAAGUUGAUGCUGCAGCUCCUCCUGAAAAAGUGUGCUUGAUUGGCUGUGGAUUUUCGACCGGCUAUGGGGCUGCCAUCAAAUCUGCAAAGGUUCAACCUGGUUCUACCUGUGCUGUUUUUGGGCUGGGAGGAGUGGGUCUCUCUGCAGUCAUGGGCUGUAAAUCAGCUGGUGCUUCCGAGAUCAUUGGGAUUGAUAUCAACAAGGAUAAAUUCCCUCUGGCUAAACAGCUGGGUGCCACCCAAUGUAUCAGCCCUCUGGAUUUCAAGAAGCCCAUCAAUGAAGUGCUGUUUGACAUGACUAACGGUAGAGGCGUAGACUAUUCAUUUGAAGUGAUUGGGCGCACAGAUACCAUGAUUGCUGCCUUGGCUUCCUGCAACAUGAACUAUGGAAUUAGUGUAGUGGUGGGAGCACCUCCUUCAGCAGCUGAGAUGACUUUCUCCCCAGCACUUAUCUUCACAGGCCGCACUUGGAAAGGAUGUGUAUUUGGAGGGCUGAAAAGCAAAGAUGCAGUCCCACAGCUGGUUUCAGAUUUCAUGGCAAAAAAGUUUUGUUUGGAUCCAUUAAUAACUCAUAUUUUGCCUUUUGAUAAAAUCAAUGAAGGGUUUGAGCUGCUCCGGAAAGGGAAAAGUAUUCGCGCCAUUCUGGUAUUUGGUGAUGAGCAACACACCAGAAAGUGACCUCUCCCGCCUGAGUUCCAUCACUUUAAACGACCACACCAGGCAUCAUAGAGGAGCUGCGGUGGAUCCUGCUACCAGUUUAUGGGUCAUUCUCAAGUCAAUCUUUCUUGGCAUAUAAUAGAACAAAACUUUUGUAAAUAUAAGAUAGCCUUGUCUAGUACUUCCAGGAGCAAAACAAAGCAAAAGCAAAACAAUAAUCAACCAUGGGUGGUGGGAAUUAGGCUGCAACCCUACAAACCCAUGGAAGUAAAUUCCCAUUGAAUUCAAUGGGAUCCUUAUUUCUUAGGGAGCAUGCACUGUUAAUCAGUAUGUUGAAACUGUUCUACAUAAUACAUUUGAUAUUUUUAUAUUGUGAACAACAAUAAUGAAAAUUAUUAGUGAUACAUAACUACAAAGAUUUCUCGAGUAUCGACAGUAAAAAUGCUGUUGCUCUGAAAUGUAACAUUUUAUAUUUUGAUUUGAAAUAUUAGCAGUGGUAAAAAAAU